Messenger RNA from Caenorhabditis elegans, 2088 nucleotides. RefSeq names its product WaRThog (hedgehog-like family) (gene wrt-9). Lineage: Eukaryota; Metazoa; Nematoda; Chromadorea; Rhabditida; Rhabditidae. The record is from RefSeq and is marked reviewed. Gene Ontology annotation, cellular component: extracellular region.
AAUGCGCCAUCGAGCGUUCUCGUUCCAAAUCGCCCUCGUUCUCGCCCUCCUGCAACCCUUUGGUGCCUCGUACUGUGGUUCAAAUGGCGUGCCGUACAGUUUAGAAAUCCUGUCUGAUGGCUCCCCGGUACUCGGAUGCGCGCAGCCGACUUGUAUGGCCGAGCCGCAGGAGGACGAGGAGGACAGCGUGUUCAUUGCCAAUACAGCUGGACAGGAAGAUGGAUUUUUCCGUGAAGGUGAUAGGCAGAAGAAGAGCUAUACGCAGAGUUAUAAGCCUAAAGCGGAGUGUCCCGGCGAGUUCUCAGACUUUGCAUGCACCAAAAAGAACCAAUGGGUUGGUGGCAUCGACUUCAUCGAUCAUCCUAGACAACCGCUGGUCCUCCAAUGCUGCACAUUCGAAGGGCUUCGCUUCUCGCAGGAUGUCGGUGUCACCACCAUCUCAGCAGGAGAAGCUGUAACUGGUGGAGAAGUAGUCCGUGACAAUCGUCAAAUCUCCUUCGACGUCAUCGCCAACGUGCGGAAGCUUGUGGACCCAGAUGAUCCGAAACGUACCUACUUCGAAGUCACCGUCCGACGUAUGAACUGUCUGCCAGACCCGCCAGAGUUUGAAGUUGCCUACGACGACGAUGUAGAGCCAGAAAUUCAACGGGUGCUCGGAAACGCGACAAAUUCCGCAAUGAACAUGGGACAUGAAAACCAUCCACAUAUGGCACAAGAAAAAAAAGUUUCCAAAAAUAGGCCGUACAAAAGGAAGCCAAAGACCUCAUCGACUAAUAACGUUGUCUCCCCAUUUGUUGAACACCAUGAAGGAGAAAAGAAGAGCCGUGAGCCGUUUAUCGGAAGUUUCGGAGCAACCAUCUUCAACCCAACCGCCGAAAAUAACAAAGAGCAAGAAACGCCUCGAGCUCCACCGAGGCGAGUCCAUCAGCCAUAUACUAGAAGAAUUUUAACACCGAAGCCAAGAAUUGUGCACACAACUACUGUAAUGCCAACUACACACGCACCUCCAGUGCAGGUUCAGGUCGAGCCAGUCACCCAACCAACUCCGCCACCAAACCCCUUCGUCUUUGCCCCACUACCCCCCUUCCCACAGUUCGGACUCCCACAACCAAAUCUCUUCCAAUUCCCUGCUCCACCAGCUCCACCACCAUUCGGCGUACCACAGGCACCUCAACUUGCUCCACUACCCCAACAUCAACAUCAGUUUGGAUUCUUCCAGCCACCACCACAGCCGCAGCCUCAAAUUUUCGGAGGGUACGGGUUGAAUAAUGGAGGCGGCUACCAACAGCCAUCUUAUGGGCUCCAAGGAGUUCAGACUGUACAACAAAAUCAGUUACCUGAAAUGGAUGUCUAUACGAGGUCGUUACUUACCAAUCCAAAUAGUCCAUUUGCCUUGCAAUUGCCGACUUUUGGAGCCGCACCACCGGCUCCGCAGUUUUUCGCGCCGCAGCAACAGAUUCAGGACCAACAGAAGAACCUCCAACGAGUGAACAUCCAAGCCCCCCAACGUGAACAAUCCAACCAGCCCGCCCAACUGAUGCUCCAACCGCAGCCGGAUCCAAACCAAGCUCCAAACCACGAUACCCUUGGAGCCCUGUACAGACCCCCACCAUUCGCAGCUCUUGGCACAACCCUCUAUAACUUCCAAUCUCAUAAUGGAUAGAAGUUAUUGAUUUAUUUUUCUGUUUCAUUUUUUCUAAAAUUUCGAUUGUGAUCUGUUAGGUGUUCAUCUUCUCAUCCUGUUCUGCUCAUCCAAAAAAGUGGUGCUCAUUUGUAAAAAAAGUGUGAAUUAUAAAUUAACUAGUGUGAAUUAGAACAAAUUUUGAUUAUUUUGAAAUAUUUCUUUUUUUUUUUUCAAUUUUUUUUCUUUUUUUUUCAAACCCCAUAAUUAUUUUUUUCAUUUUUUUUCACAAAAUUACUGGUAUUUUUUUCUAUUUAUUGAUCCGAUACAAACAAUAAUUUUUCCCAAUAUUUUAAAUUCAUUUCCGUGCUACUCUCCAUUCUUUUGACAUUGUGCAAAACUCAAGGUUCAGUGUGUAUGUGUGUUGUUUUAUUUAAAUUCGUUUUGAAUAAAGCUUUCGAAUAUUU